AUGGAUCUUGCCUGUGUGGCCUUGAAAAUCAAUUCUCAUUUGGUUCAUGCAAGAAAAGAUGGCUUUGGCAAUGGAGACAAUGCAUUUCUGGGGGAGAGAAUUAGAGGGAGUCUUAAUAACAAUGUUUGGGUCAAUCAGCUGACAAACAGCUUGAAAACAGAUAAGAAAGAAAACAAGAUCAAAACUGGUGCUUUUGCUGUUCUCACAUCAAAUACACCAGAGAAGCCAUUGUAUACCUUACAACCACGUCGAGUUGAGAGACGAAGAGUUGACCCCAAAAAUGUGGCUUCAAUCAUAUUGGGAGGAGGAGCAGGGACUCAUCUCUUUCCACUAACCAGAAGGGCGGCUACACCUGCUGUCCCAGUUGGAGGAUGCUAUAAGCUGAUAGACAUUCCAAUGAGCAACUGUAUCAACAGUGGGAUAAACAAGAUUUUUGUUUUGACCCAGUUCAACUCAGCUUCCCUCAAUCGGCACCUUGCACGCACGUAUUAUGGCAAUGGUAUCAAUUUUGGGGAUGGGUUUGUGGAGGUUCUGGCAGCCACUCAAACAUCAGGAGAGGCAGGGAAGAAGUGGUUCCAAGGAACUGCAGAUGCUGUGAGGCAAUUUAUAUGGGUAUUUGAGGAUGCAAAGAAUAGGAACGUUGAGAAUAUACUGAUCUUGUGUGGGGAUCAUCUCUAUCGAAUGGAUUAUAUGGAAUUUCUACAGAGUCAUGUUGACAGUAAUGCUGAUAUUACAAUUUCUUGUGUGACGGUGGACAACAGCCGUGCAUCUGAUUAUGGACUGGUGAAGAUAGAUGGCAGGGGCCGUAUUGUCCAGUUUGCUGAAAAACCAAAGGGUCCUGAUUUGAAAGCAAUGCAAACAGAUACUACUCUUCUAGGGUUGUCUCCCCAAGAAGCUAUGAGAUCCCCUUACAUUGCAUCAAUGGGAGUCUAUGUAUUUAAGACAGAUCUUUUAUUAAAGCUUCUGAGAUGGAGAUUUCCUACCUCCAACGACUUCGGCUCUGAAAUCAUUCCUGCUGCAGUGAUGGAGCAUGAUGUCCAGGCGUAUAUUUUCAGAGACUACUGGGAAGAUAUUGGAACGAUAAAGUCAUUUUAUGAAGCCAAUUUAGCCCUCACUGAAGAGUUUCCCAAAUUCGAGUUUUAUGACCCAAAGACACCUUUCUAUACGUCUCCUCGAUACUUGCCACCAACCAAAAUUGAUAAAUGCAGAAUUAAAGAUGCAAUAAUCUCCCAUGGAUGCUUCUUGCGAGAAUGUAGUGUCCAAUGCUCAAUAGUAGGUGAACGCUCACGUUUGGACUAUGGCGUUGAGCUUCAGGACACGGUAAUGUUGGGGGCAGACUGUUACCAAACUGAAUCUGAAAUUGCAUCACUACUAGCAGAUGGUAAGGUCCCAAUUGGAAUUGGACGCAAUACCAAAAUCAGGAACUGCAUAAUUGACAAGAAUGCUAAGAUAGGAAAAGAUGUGAUCAUUGUGAACAAAGAUGGGGUUCAAGAAGCGGAUAAGCCAGAGGAAGGAUUUUAUCUCCGGUCAGGAAUCACCAUCAUACUAGAGAAGGCAACAAUAGAAGAUGGUACAGUUAUUUAAAUGAAUCUUAAUGCUUCCAUGGACAGCUCAGAGAUUGGAAUUGAACGUGCACCAUUGAAAACAGUCAGGUCAUGACCCUCUACUGGAAGAGGUUCUGAAGGUGGCAUAUGCAGCAUUUUUUGCCGCAGAAAAAACCAAGCUGCUUUUCUCUCAUUUACAUUCAUAGAUGUAAUUACAAGUUCUUUCUGCAGUGUAAAAUAGAUAUUAGAUCUCAAUACCUCGUGGAAGUUCCCAAAAUAAAUCAGGUGGCUUAGUAGCCCCUUGUUUCUUUUUACAAUUAGUAGAAUUAAAUCUUUUGAGAGACUGAAAGGCUGUUGCUUUUAUUUAUCCAUUUGAUGUCCAUAUCAUCAUGCUACAAUAAGUAGGUUAUGUCAUUCUCUCUGACACUGAGGGCACGGUUUCUCA
This is a messenger RNA of Durio zibethinus, 1989 nucleotides long. The record is from RefSeq and is a predicted model, not a curated record. Lineage: Eukaryota; Viridiplantae; Streptophyta; Magnoliopsida; Malvales; Malvaceae.